GAACCUGAGGGGCGGAGGGAAUUGGCGCAGCUGAGGUUUCUAGUCCCUCCUGGCUUCCCGUUCUCCAGGCCCGGCUGACGGAGGUCGCCGAGGCUGCCAUAUUGAAUAAGCAACCGGGCGUCUAAGGGGGUCGGUGCGGUGCAGACAGUUCUGCCGAGUGCCCUCGGCGGCUCCAGACAGAAGCAAUAUGUUAAGGAUACCUGUGAGAAGGGCCUUAAUAGGCCUUUCUAAGUCUCCUAAAGAAUAUGUUCGAACAACAGCCACAGCAGCAAGCAACUUAAUUGAAGUAUUUGUUGACGGCCAGUCUGUCAUGGUGGAACCGGGAACUACCGUCCUCCAAGCUUGUGAGAAGGUUGGCAUGCAGAUCCCUCGAUUCUGUUACCAUGAAAGGCUGUCAGUUGCUGGAAACUGCAGGAUGUGCCUUGUUGAAAUUGAGAAAGCUCCUAAGGUUGUAGCUGCUUGUGCCAUGCCAGUAAUGAAAGGUUGGAAUAUCUUGACAAACUCAGAGAAAUCUAAGAAAGCCAGGGAAGGUGUGAUGGAGUUCUUAUUAGCAAAUCACCCAUUGGACUGCCCUAUUUGUGAUCAGGGAGGCGAAUGUGAUCUGCAGGACCAGUCCAUGAUGUUUGGAAGUGAUAGGAGCCGGUUUUUAGAGGGGAAACGUGCUGUGGAGGACAAGAAUAUUGGGCCGUUGGUAAAGACCAUUAUGACUAGAUGUAUACAGUGUACUCGCUGCAUCAGGUUUGCAAGUGAGAUUGCAGGAGUAGAUGAUUUGGGAACAACAGGCAGAGGAAAUGAUAUGCAAGUUGGCACAUACAUUGAAAAGAUGUUUAUGUCUGAACUGUCUGGGAAUAUCAUUGAUAUCUGUCCUGUAGGUGCCCUGACCUCUAAGCCCUAUGCCUUCACUGCCCGGCCUUGGGAAACAAGAAAGACAGAAUCCAUUGAUGUAAUGGAUGCAGUUGGAAGUAAUAUUGUGGUAAGCACAAGAACUGGAGAGGUGAUGAGGAUUUUGCCAAGAAUGCAUGAGGACAUUAACGAAGAGUGGAUCUCUGAUAAAACCAGAUUUGCCUAUGAUGGGCUAAAACGUCAAAGACUUACCGAGCCGAUGGUCAGAAAUGAAAAAGGGCUUUUAACCUAUACCUCCUGGGAGGAUGCACUCUCUCGUGUAGCUGGAAUGUUGCAGAGUUUUCAAGGCAAAGAUGUGGCAGCAAUUGCAGGUGGCUUGGUGGAUGCUGAAGCCCUAGUAGCUCUCAAAGAUUUGCUUAAUAGAGUGGACUCUGACAUCCUAUGCACUGAAGAGGUCUUCCCCACUGCAGGAGCUGGCACAGAUUUGCGAUCCAAUUAUCUUCUUAAUACUACAAUUGCUGGUGUGGAAGAGGCAGAUGUUGUCCUUCUGGUUGGUACAAAUCCACGUUUUGAGGCACCACUAUUUAAUGCUAGAAUUCGAAAGAGCUGGCUUCAUAAUGACUUAAAAGUGGCCCUUAUAGGCAGCCAAGUGGAUCUCACUUACAGAUAUGACCAUCUGGGAGAUUCUCCCAAAAUUCUUCAAGACAUUGCUUCAGGUACCCAUCCAUUCAGCCAGGUCUUAAAGGAAGCUAAAAAACCUAUGGUGGUUUUAGGUAGUUCUGCGCUCCAAAGAAAUGAUGGGGCAGCAAUUCUUGCAGCUGUUUCCAGCAUUGCUCAAAAGAUUCGGAUGAGCAGUGGUGUUGCUGGUGAUUGGAAAGUUAUGAAUAUCCUACAUAGGAUUGCAAGCCAAGUAGCUGCUUUAGACCUUGGGUAUAAGCCUGGGGUGGAAGCAAUUCGAAAGAACCCUCCCAAAGUGUUAUUUCUCCUCGGAGCAGAUGGAGGUUGUAUCACUCGACAGGAUUUGCCAAAGGAUUGUUUCAUUAUUUAUCAAGGACAUCACGGUGAUGUUGGAGCUCCUAUAGCUGAUGUUAUUCUCCCAGGCGCAGCUUACACAGAGAAGUCUGCUACUUAUGUCAAUACCGAGGGCCGAGCUCAGCAGACUAAAGUAGCAGUGACCCCUCCUGGCUUGGCGAGAGAAGACUGGAAAAUUUUAAGAGCCCUCUCGGAGAUAGCAGGCAUAACUCUUCCAUAUGAUACUCUGGAUCAAGUAAGGAACAGAUUGGAAGAAGUCUCUCCUAAUCUUGUUCGAUAUGAUGAUGUUGAAGGAGCUAAUUAUUUCCAGCAAGCAAGUGAGCUCUCCAAGCUAGUGAACCAGCAACUACUUGCUGAUCCUCUUGUUCCACCUCAGCUAACAAUAAAAGACUUCUAUAUGACAGAUUCAAUUAGCAGAGCCUCACAGACAAUGGCCAAAUGUGUUAAAGCUGUCACAGAGGGUGCCCAGGCAGUAGAGGAACCAUCCAUAUGCUGAAACAUCUACCAGUUUGCUACAGAUACUUAAUGGACAACUAUGUUGGAGUGAUCUCUUAGAGGUUUCUCUCUUUAAAAAAUAAUCUGAAUGAUGUAAUAUUUAAGGUUCUAUCAUGCUUAUUUGAAAACAAUAUUGCAAUCAUCAAAGAACUUGGAGCUUCCAAGAAUGUUUAUGUGUUGUGUGUAAACAUGAAAUAGUUUAAUAAACAUGUACUGAUGCUUUUUCAUGUAAAAGCAUCAAUAGUCUUUGUGAUGAAUACAAAGAAAAUCCUUAAAA
Myotis davidii is the source of this 2647-nucleotide messenger RNA. It is a transcript of the gene NDUFS1, whose product is annotated as NADH:ubiquinone oxidoreductase core subunit S1. Bases 188 to 2371 code for a protein of 727 amino acids. The record is from RefSeq and is a predicted model, not a curated record. Gene Ontology annotation, molecular function: iron-sulfur cluster binding; NADH dehydrogenase (ubiquinone) activity. Lineage: Eukaryota; Metazoa; Chordata; Mammalia; Chiroptera; Vespertilionidae. Gene Ontology annotation, cellular component: membrane. The transcript has 19 exons. Gene Ontology annotation, biological process: ATP synthesis coupled electron transport.